Messenger RNA from Bursaphelenchus xylophilus (pine wood nematode), 11005 nucleotides. NCBI's taxonomy places the organism in Eukaryota, Metazoa, Nematoda, Chromadorea, Rhabditida, Aphelenchoididae. The record is from the annotation of a GenBank genome assembly.
AUGGCUGAAAUUGGAAAAGGUGGUCAUAUCCAAAGUCUUCAUCAAGUCUCCGCCGAGAACAUCCAAGGGCUUUGCCAGGCAUUGGAAAAAGGGGUUGUAUUGUAUGUAAGUCUUCGUCAAGUCUCCGCCGAGUCAUCGCCGAGCAUCCAAGGGCUUGACCAGGCCUCGUAGGCACCUACUACAGACUUUUUUGGGCCUCUGCCAGUCCUCCGCCUCGUGUCGAUUGAUCUUGCGUUGGCUCGAUCUUUCGUCGAUCCGAAAAUCUGGAACGCGGAAAUAUCUUGGAUAUUUCGAUCUAGGGGGCGCUAAAAAUCUAGAAUGUAGUUUUCAAAAAGGCCAAUCUUUUCUUGUAUCAAGCAAAAUCAAAAUUUUGGCAUCUCAGUUGGAGUAAUGCCCAUUUUUAUCCAAAAAGUUGCAAUUUUUGCUCAAAAAUCCCAAUCUUUGUCCGCUCCAAAUUUCCUAGCUGAACAACUAAUUUUAGCCGCAUAAUAAAUUUCAUUCCUCCCCGGUUAUACUAAUCCAUGUAUUAUUUAUUAUUUACGCUCCUAAAUAACAUUGGUUCUAGCUCCAAAAAUCUCUCUCAUAAAUUGGUGUGGACGCUCUUCAAACGAGUCCAAUCUUGACCUUUGCAAUCAACAAGAGCCCCGCGAUUGUGACUGAUUUGCUUGCUUAUAGUGUAUUAUAUAAGAGCUCUUGUUGAGUACGUUUAGAUGUUUUUUUUAUCAUCUUUUAAUUUCUUUGUUUUACCCCGAGCUUUUCUUCCCUUUGAAAUUCAAAACAAUGGGAAUACUUUCGGAAAAUAGCAACUUUGAAAUCUAAUCCGCAUAACUGGUGUUUGCUUUGUAUGCUUAGGGUACUGUGGCAGCAAAGGAAACAAUUUUUUGGGUUUUUUGAGUUAAAAAAAAUAUUUUUUUUUAUUUUUUUAUUUUUAAAAAUUCAUUAUGUUUAAUUAUGUAAUUUUUACAAAAAAUUUAAUUUUUUACAUUUUUUUGAAUUUUUGCAACUUUUUUUAAAAAUUUUUAUGUCAAAAUUAAUUUUUUUAUUAAUUUUCUCCGCCAAAUUUCGUGCAACUCCAUUUUCCUCCAAACUCUUUGGACUUUUACCCAAUUUAAUCCCCAAACUUUAGGUUCUUUGGUUACACGGUACCACGAAUCUUGCCCGCUGGGAAAAACGACUGACUCAGACAUCCAGAAGGCCGGAAAUUGGCCUCCACCUCCAUCUUAAUCGUUUUUCGGCCGAAAAUUACGCUCAAUCUCCUUAAUCUCGCCCGACUCCACGUCAACGCUCGUUACAAUCGGAUGGCCGCGCUUCCGAGGACGCGUUGUUGACUUCGAAGCAAGCUGAAGACAAAAUAAGCAUCCAGCUUCGAAUUCAGAGUGUUCCAAGCGAAUCCGAGCGUCUUCUGACCUGGAACGUUGGCUUCGAGGUCUCGCCAACUCCAUAAAGGGACAUUGGGGCCAAGUUGGCGGCGUUUCGGGCCUCAGUAAAAGAGUGGGCCCCAACUUUCGGGCCUCGCCGCGAGAGAUUUUGCCCUCCAACUUUCUUCUUCUCCGAAACCCCGCCGAUUCCCGCCGCCCGCCGCCCGCCAUGUACACGCCGCACAGACACAACACGGAGCGCAGAGAGCACCGGCCCGUCCCGCGGCCGCAGCCCCGCCGAAAUAGCGUCGCGUUCGCGGAGUCGGCCGCCGAGCAUCGCACCGUCCAAGCGCUGAGUGGGCGGGGCCUGGAGCGGGUCCGCAACUCCGUGGACAUGCGCCGGAUGAGCACGGGGCGCGGGGCAUUCGACGCGGAAAUUGUGUACGGCGGCUCCACCUUCUCGCUGCCUCCCAGAUCGGCGAUGGCCGACGAAAUGGACAUGGAGCGCCGCUCGGCGCAGGUUAUGCUCACGAUUUCUGCUCAGUAAGUGACUGUUUGGGGUUGAUUUUUUUUAAUUUUGAUUGAUUUUUGGUGGGAAAAUUUUGAAAUUUUUGAAAAGUGAAAAACUGAAAAAAAAGCUCAAGGAGUGAUGUAAAAUACGACAAAAUAAUAUUUGCUGAUAUUUUUCGAAUUUCCACUGAUUUUUUGAGCAAAAAACAUGAAAAUUUCAAAAAGCGAAAAUUUUUAAAAAUUGAUAUUUUAAUAGUAAAAUUGUUAUAUGUAAAAUACGACAAGAUAUAUCACGUUUACUUACUUUCUUUUACCUUGAAAAACCCAAAAAUGUUAAGAUUUUUCAAUUUUUCCAUCUAAAAUAAUGUAUAAUUUAUAGCCAAAAACGGCCUUUAUUCCAAAAGCCAAAAAUCUCAUUUCCAUUUCGAAAACACUCCCAUUUCCUUUCAAAUUUAGUUCAAUUACUCUAUUUACCCCUAAAAGCACAUGCCUUUUUCGCCAUAAUCUUUAUUCCCUUAUGCUAAUUCGCAGCCAUUUCCCUCAAAUGCCGUGUUUUGUAAGCACUCAACAAUUCGGGCUGAGAGCGAGAGUAAAAAAGAUUUAUUGAGUCCUAAUUCCUGGCUAAUUUAUUUUUCCAUUUUCUCAUCGCAUUAAUCCUUAUCUUUUUCUGCACGGUGCGCUUUGGAAAAAUAACAUUUUCCAAUUUUUUUCGCGGCCCGACGGAAAAUGGCGAUGAGAAAGAACGGGAAAUGAAUGUACCAAGUUUUUUGGAGGUCAUACUGGAAAUGAAAAUUGAAUGCCGAAGGAAAACAUGAUGAAAAACAAUGAAAUUGAUGAUCUUUAAACUAAAAAAGAUCAAAAUAAGAUUAAUUCUUGAUUGGUAAACACUUGCCGUAGCUUUAUUUUUUAUUUUGAGGCAUCUAUUUUUAUAUUGCAGGCAUUUUUUUGCCUGGGGAAAGCUUAUAAAAAUUUCAAAAAAUCAUCGAAAAAUAUUAUACAUAAUCAUAAAAAACAUUAUUUUUUGAUCCAAAAAUUACAGUUUCUAUAAAAAAAAUUUGUUUAUUGUACUUUCACAUGUUUCAAUUUGAAUUCUGGAUGGUGGAUUUUGUAAUACCAUAGGCUAUUUUUCCAAAAAAAAAAUGAGAAAUUUAGGGAAAAUUGCCAAAAUUUUAAAGAAACCCCAUUUUUCAAUCAAAAAAUUUCAAAAAAAAUAUUGCCCAUCACCCCUUGCCAUGCCAAUAUUCAUUCUUUUUUUACGCAGUUUUCAAUACCUAGGCGUUUCUUUUCUAAUAUUGUUCCAGUUUUUUCCUAAAAUCCAUUUUUUGAUGACUUUUUCCAAAAAAAAAUUCUUUUGGUCCCCUCUUACCCCACUUUUUACAAAAAUUAUGCUAUUAAAAAAUACCUGUCACUAUGAUAAAAUUUCAUAUCUGCUCUUUCACCGGAAACUCGCUCAUUUUUUGCUUUUUUCGAGUGGAUUCGACAUGUUCAAGGUCAAUGGGAAAACAAAUAAAAUUGAAUUUUGAUGUAAAAAGUGUGGAAAACAUUAAAAAUAUUGGAAAAAAAUUAUGAAAGACGAACGUAAGAUAUUCGAAAGCCCUCGAGGAGCUGCAAAAAACAAAAUAAAAGCUUUUUUGUAUUACUUUUUUUGCCAUAUUGUACUAGACAAAAUGGGUUUUUUUGGAUAUUAAAUUUCAUAAAUUUUAUGAUUGAUUGGAAGUUCAUAGCUCAUAAAUGAAAUCUAUUAUGACCUGAUGACUUCAUAAAAAUUCAUUUUUUCAAUUUUAAAACAAGAAAAAAAUUGAUUUCUGCCCUCAAAACAAUAAUAUAGUAGACCUCCUGAGGGAAUAAAAAAGUAAAAAAGUUGUUUUUUUAUAUAAACGGAAGUAAAUUUUUAUUCGAACAUUAACUCUGUUCCCCCUUUUUUAUGACUAGUAUAUACGCUUUAUGUCAAUCCGAAGCGAGAAAGUCCUGGGAAAACAACAACAAUGUGCACUUUUAUUAGCAAAAACACGGAUUAAGUGCUCGAGAUUUGGAAGGGCCUGGGGCUGAUUUAUGGUUCUUAGAGGGGAAAAAAUUGUAUUACUAAUUCGUCAUUCGGUGGGAAAAAUUAAUUUUUUGAAUUUUUGAAGGAAGAAAAUUGGUGUUAAAGUCAUAAUUUGGUUGUUUCUGCAUAACGCGAUUUCUGCAUAACCCGAUUUUGGAAUUUUCAUAGAAAAUUCUAAGUUCUUAAUUCCAAUUUUGAGAAUUCAUUAUUUUUUAACUCUUAAAUCUGUAAAAAAGACAAAAAUUAAGCAAAAGUUCCAAGAAAAUCAUCAAAAACAGCAUAAAAAUCAACUUUUUCAGCGACCUAAAAGACGUCGAUCCUGAUGGCGGUAACGACCCGUAUUGCGUGGUCAGCGUCUCCGACGCCGCAAUGGCCCGUCAACGACAUUGGGAAGAGAUCGGCCGAACCGAAAUGCUCACAAAUACCUUGGACCCGGAAUGGGCCACAAAAAUACUAUUGACCUAUUACUUCGAGGAACAGCAACGAUUACAAUUCGAGAUUUUCGACAAACAAGGAGCUCAUAAGAAGAGAAUGGGAGUGGCCAGUAUGUUGCUGCAUGAGGUGGUGGGAUCACGGUAUAAUCGGAAGACAAAGACGUUGUAGUAAGUUGGGGAAAAAAUAAAAUAAAUAAAAAUUUGAAUGUUUUUUUUAUUUUCAGCAAGUUUCUGAACUCACAACGUCGUAUUUUAAAAACAUUGAAAUUAAUUUUUACAGUAAAAAAAAUUAAGUUUGAUCAUUAAAUUUUUUAAUUUUGAAUAUUUUUUAAUUCUGAACAUUAAAAUUUGAAUAUUAUUUACAAAAAUCUGAAUAAAUUUUGAAUAUUAAAAAUUUUUUAAAAGCUCAAUUGAAAAUGCUUCAUCGUAUUUUAAAAUAAUUUUCUUAUUUUUUAUUAUGUUUUAAUAUUCAAAUUUUUACCCGUUCAUUUUGAUUAAAUUUUUUGCCUUUCGUUAUGCAAAAAACUGAAUUUGGUAUUUUAAAAAAAAUGACCAAAAAUUUCUAUUUUGAAAAUUGGAAUAUUAAAAUUUUCCUGGCAAACUUUUCGUUAUACGAUGAAUAUUAUAAAAUCACGUAUUUUAAGAUUUUUUUACCUUCUUGAUUUUUCAGCGAAGAAGGCAAGGCUCACGGGACGAUCACUGUAACGGCCGAGGAGUUGAGCGAAGGACGCCAAGAAUCGGUCUAUUUUGUUGUUUCGGCCUCGGAUUUGGAUCGGAAAGACUUUUUGGGAAAAUGCGAUCCCUUCUUGAAGGUUUUCCGAUACAAUGAGGAUCGAACGUAAGUUGCAAUUUUUGCAUUCAUUUUUAAAUCCUCUAAAAAAUAUAUAUUUUUUGAUGUAAAAGUCAUCAAAUUUUGACAUGUAAGACGUGUUUGUCUCUAAAAAAUAAUUUUAAUUUAAAAUCUUUGAAUCCUCAGAGUUAUUCGAGCAAUAGUCAACAAAGAUUUGGCCGUCUGGGGAUAACAUUUUUGGGGACAUAUCGAAUUUUCAAAAAAAACCCCUUCCAAAUUUGUGAUUUUUACUUUUUCUUCCAAAAAAUCAAUAAAAAAGUCAACUUUAAAACCUAAUCAACCCAGUUGCUAUCGCUUCAUUUUCAGUCUACAGCUUGCAUAUCGAACCCGGUACCACGAGCAGACCCUGAACCCGAAAUGGAAGCCCUUCGAGGUCCAUAUCAAUCAGCUCUGUUACGGGGACAAGGAUCGGGAGUUUCUGAUCGAGUGCUACGAUUGGGACAAUGAUGGGAAUCACGAUCUGGUGGGAAGUUGCACGACCACUGUCAAUCGGCUGCUCAACAAAAUUGAUAAAACCUUGCCGGUAAGUCUUUUGUCGGCUUUAAAAUUCAGCAUGUCCCCUACAAGAUGACAAAAAAAUGCUGUGCUUAGCUGAGGCCUAGUUUUAUCGAAAUCUAAGCUUCAAACUUUGAGAAAUUUUUAUUACAGAAAGGUGUUGUUACAUUUCGGCUUACAAGGAAAGUGCCCCAAGUGCAACGCUCAGAUUUUCUUUAAAUUUUGCACACACAUCGAGCAUAAAUUAAAUAUCAAUUCCUGAAAGUUUUAGCUCGCACUUUGCAAGCUCCGCCGAGAUAUUGAACGGCCUUUGCCGCCGAAAGAGUACGCUAAACGCGGAGAGCGGUCAGAGAAAAAACACUUUUUUGACCGUAACUUUGCUAGUUUCGUGCGGAAAAGACUGAUUUUUUGUGGAAAAAUUACACUCUAUAGUAGAAAUAGGCAUGAAAUUUUUCGUGCCAAGAUUCGGCAAAAAGUGUCAAAUUUUCGCCGACUUUCGAUCUAUUAGGGUGGUCCAAAAGUCUUUUCGUUUUUUCAGGUGUCUUUUUGUCCAAUUGUUUUUGUACAAAAUAAAGACUUUUAGAUGAAUGUAUUAUAUAUGUUUUUAAAGGUCUUGAGCUGCUUUAUCAUAAUAUAUAUUAAAAAUUUUAAUUGGUCUUUUAUUUAAAAUCUUUUAAGCUGUAGAAAAAACAUGGAAAAAUCCGAAAUUCGUGUUUUUUUACGUUAUUACCGAAAACAAGGCUUCAACGCAACUGCAGCAGCAAAGAAGAUAAGCGAAGUUGAAGGCUACAAUGUGGUCUCAGAUCGUACUGCGCGAUUGGUUCAAGCGAUUCAACGACGGCGACACGGACCUCGAGGGCAAGACGUCUUAAAAAGCAAUUUUGAAGGCGUAAUUCACUUCGACUUCGUUCCAAAUGGUCGGACUAGCGACGCAGAGCUCUACUACGCUCCACUCGAUCGAAUGUAUGCAGCGAUUGGCAAAAAAUAUCCCGCUUUGAUCAAACGAACCCGCGCACCCCUGCAACAAGACAACGCAAAACCUCGCACCGCCAAACAAACGAAGGAAAAGAUCAAAACUCUCGACGCCAUUGAACUUCUUCCAGAUCCAGCGAAUAGUCUGCACAUUGUGUCACACGACUAUCACCUUUUUCGCUCCAUGGCACACUUUCUGCGUGGUCGUAGCCUCAAUGAUCUGGACGAUGUCGAAAACGGGUGCCGCGAGUUUUUCGCCUCUAAGAACAAGGAGUGGUACCGCAGCGGGAUCGAACAACUUGCCGAUAGAUGGGUUCAAGCCAUAGAUUCAAAUGGCCUUUACUUCGAAACUUAACUAGUUUUCGUUUGUUGUAAAAUUAUGUUUAAAGUUUUAACAAAAAAAACGAAAAGACUUUUGGACCACCCUAAUAAAAAUCAAUGUUGUUUCUGCAAAGCGUCAGCUAGGAUUCUCACAUAGAUUUUAGAAACAAUUAUUCUAAAUUUGUGCCAAGUUUCAUCAAAAUCUGAGAUUGAUUCUUUAUAUUUCCGAAAUUGUUCGUUAUAGAGAGGUUUUGCUGUAUGCGAUUUUUCGCUCAGAUUCUCAACGAUUUUGUCUAAUUGUCUCCCUUUUUCCAGCUAAUCAACGAGAAAAAAGCGGCCAAAUCGAAGCGCUACACCGACUCGGGCAAGCUGCACUUCCACAAAGUGUACUGUUGGAUGGAUUUCACUUUCCUCGACUUUAUCACCGGCGGAACUGAACUCGACUUCAGUGUGGCCGUCGAUUUCACCAAAUCCAAUCUCCCCAUGAAUGAAGAGACUUCCCUCCAUCACUACGAUAAGAACAGGGCAAAUCAAUACGAAAUUGCGAUCGCUGCUGUCGCCGAUAUUUGUCAGCAUUACAAUUCGAGCAAAAUAUUCAAAGCUUAUGGGUUUGGAGCGAAAAUUCCGCCCGAUACAAGGGUCCAUUACAAUUUCCCUUUGGUAGGUUUGACUUGAAGGGGAAGAUUUUGGUUUUUUCAAGGGCUUCAAUAAAAUUGGGUUUCAAUUUUGAUGAAACCUGGGUCAAAUUUAAAUUAUAAUUUUCUGGUGGAUGUUGGAGAUUUUUAGCUUGCUCUUUGUAAAAAUUGUGCAGAUAAUUUUGAUUUUUUUGGGCAUAAAAGAGGUAGUGUCUGUAAAAAAGGAGCGCUUUUUGUUUUUGCAAAAAUUUUUGUUUUUUAGGCCAAGUUUAUGUAUAGAGCUAUAGCCAUAAAUUAUUUUUUAUGACCUUCUCUCCUCAUGCUACAUUCUCUCACAAAACUUUUUUUUUAUAUUUUGGAAUUUUUUGAUUUUGAAAAUUUGAAAAAAAAUCUACUUAUUUCCGGCAAGGAAUCCAAUUGAAUAUUUCACAGUAAUUGCUAAAAAAAUCGCGUUUGUAUAUACAUAUAUUAGCCUACAGUAUGCGUCAUAAUUAUAACCGCACUUUAAAAAUCAGUGUAACUUUUGUGAUUGUGAACAGAAAUGUGUCAUAUUUGGCACCAAUGUGCAUCAGUGUACUAGAAAUGAUGUCCCAAAAAAUUAUUUUGAAGAGUUUCCGUAUUUUAGAGAAAAGCUGCAAAACCCAAAAUUUUGAUACUUUUCGGUGUCGCAAAAUUAUAACCGCACUUGCGAAUUUGGGGUAUUACCCUAAUAAAAACGCAGGAUAUCAAUAACUGAUGCUUAGUUACGCUCCCUGAGGCCUCAAUAACGCCCAUCACACGACCCGAAACCCUCUGGGCAAAUUUUUUUGGCGCAAACUGACCCAUCUUGUCCCUGAAUCGGAAAACGGCAGAUUUUCGCUCAGUUAGACCGUUGGGCUCAAGUUGUGAUCAACUUCCUGGUCGUCUCGGAAGCCUUUAACAAAUCUAAAUGUUAUGGCAGACAAAAGUUUACCACUGCUUCUGGUUGAAGAGAAAUAAUCCGCCGGACUUCUAACUCCGCCAUCUCUGGGGUUCACUUAAAUCAAGAACUGAGCUUCAUUAGUAGCGGAAGCACCGUGCUGAGGGUCGGAAAACACAGCGACAUCAUCAUAAGGUAUUAUGUGAAGCUGUGACCCAAGCUGACUACGGUUUACGGCAAUCCACAGCCGAAAUUUGCCAAGGAUACAUUCACAACAAAGGUUGAUUAGUGGAAGGUCGCUGAAACCGACGUUGGACAGUUGUAAUACCAUAUUCCUUGUGGAUUGCGUAGUCACACGAUGCCCUGACGGUUUUACAUACCAAUGGCAUGACAUUAAAAACGUAUCGCGUCGCUUCUCGUGUCGUAAUUAUAGAGGCCGCCCGUUGAUGAGUUGGGGCGCCUUCAAAAAAGACGGAGGCCUUCCGUCCGCGGCCAGAGCAACUCAAAUGAAUAGCUUCGAGUACUACGAAGUCUUAGGCGAACAUCUGGUACCGUACUGGCAAUCUGGCUAUACUUUUGUUGGAGAAUGCCCACGUCCACCAUAGCAGGUCGACAUACCAGUUCCUUUGACAGCAAGGCAUUUGCCACCAUAGACUCGCUCGCAUAUUCCCUGGGUUUAAAUCCGAUAGGAAACUUGUGGGGCCUCCUCGCCCGUUUAUUACAUCGCUACAACAAGCGGUAUUCUACCGUAACUAAGCGAAAAUCUGUUGUUUUUCGAUUCAGGGACAAGAUGGGUCAGUUUGCGCCAAAAAAAUUUGCCCAGAGGGUUUCGGGUCGUGUGAUGGGCGUUAUUGAGGCCUCAGGGAGCGUAACUAAACAUCAGUUAUUGAUAUCCUGCGUUUUUAUUAGGGUAAUACCCCAAAUUCGCAAGUGCGGUUAUAAUUUUGCGACACCGAAAAGUAUCAAAAUUUUGGGUUUUGCAGCUUUUCUCUAAAAUACGGAAACUCUUCAAAAUAAUUUUUUGGGACAUCAUUUCUAGUACACUGAUGCACAUUGGUGCCAAAUAUGACACAUUUCUAUUCACAAUCACAAAAGUUACACUCAUUUUUAAAGUGCGGUUAUAAUUAUGACGCAUACUGUAUUCCAAGCUCCAUUUAUGCUAAUUUUCAUCAAAAUCUGCGCAGUUUACUUUCCUUUACUGAAAAUGGAUCAUUUUUGUGCCAUUUUUUUAUUUUUUUUCUUCUUCAGAACCUCGAAACGAAUGACUGUCGUUGCGCGGGCGUUGACGGCCUCCUCAACGCCUAUCUCAUCGCCCAACGGCGAGUGGAACUUUCCGGACCAACAGAUUUCGCCCCAACUAUUCGAUUUGCCGCCCGCCAUGCCGCCGCUCUCCCAGAAGAUGGCUCCAAAUACAGUGUUUUGCUGAUAAUUACUGAUGGUGUUAUUACGGAUAUUGAGGCGAGCAAAGAGGAGAUUGUAAAGGCAUCUACUCUGCCUCUGUCGAUCAUUGUGGUGGGCGUGGGGUACGAUUCUUUUGAUGAGAUGAAGAUCUUGGACUCGGAUAAUCACAUGUUAUCGGCGAAUGGGAAGUACGCCAAGAGGGAUAUUGUUCAGGUAAGGGUAGCCUGAUUUUUUUUGGAAAAUCGUGAAAAUCUAAAGGGUUUUUUUUAAUUCUGAAAUUUUCUAAAAUACGAAAAGAAAAAUGUGCUGAUCUUGACGAAAUUUGGUAUCAAUGUAAACUAGAUGUUCAAAAAAAAGGAUUUUUGAAAUUUUUGGUUUGUAGCUGACAUGAAAAACAUAGAUUUUUAGGUCGAAAAAUGCCGAAAAUUUGAGAUUUUUCGACCAAAACUCACUCAAUUUUACUCGAAAAUAGAUCUUUUUAUUUGAAAAUUUAUAGCUCAAAAUAAAAUUUUUUGUAAAAUUUUCGCCCUAAUGGAAGCUCAAUUUCUGCUAAUGCCCUCUGAAAAUUUAAUUUUUUUCGCUUCGACCAAAGAUCUGAAAACAUAUUUUCCCGACUCUUUUGAUCGGAAAUUUAAUUUUGUUUUCAAUUCAACUUGUUAUGAACUUCUAUAGCUGCUGUUUUCCACCAAUUUACCUCCUUUUCACCCGUCCAUUCAGCCAUAACAGUCCUCGAAAACAUAUUUUUUUCUAUUUUUAGUUCGUCCAACUCCGCAAAUUCCUUCCGCCGCACCGUGAGCUCUCAAACGAGGAUCUGGAGGAGGCCAAGGCCAAGCUGGCCAAGGAGGUGUUGUACGAGGUCCCGGGGCAGCUCACUUCCUACAUGAAAUCCAAGGGGAUUUACCCACGAUCCCCGAAAUCGCCCUUCGAUGCGUCGGUUUGCACGCCGAACUCGCCGCGGGGCUUCGGCUCCAACCAGUCCAGCCUGAGGGGAUCCAGGCCGGGCUCGCACGCCGGUUCGCCGCGAUCCUCGCGACGUCGCCUACCUCAGGAGCCGGUCAAUGAGUUCGGGCAGAUGCGGAUCUGCUGA